Messenger RNA from Elaeis guineensis (African oil palm), 1319 nucleotides. RefSeq names its product E3 ubiquitin-protein ligase RZF1. The record is from RefSeq and is a predicted model, not a curated record. Gene Ontology annotation, molecular function: ubiquitin protein ligase activity. Gene Ontology annotation, biological process: protein ubiquitination. Lineage: Eukaryota; Viridiplantae; Streptophyta; Magnoliopsida; Arecales; Arecaceae. Gene Ontology annotation, cellular component: cytoplasm.
AGCAAGACAACGCGACCGAGGAGUCAAUCCGUAUAUAAAAUGCUGGGAUCUCGCACGCGCUUCUUCAGCUGGUUUUGGGGGUUCUUUUCCGCUUCGUUGUUCUUCUCCUCUUCCUAAAGUUUCUUCUUUUGGGUCAUGUUGAACUCAUCAAGAGUCUAACAAAUUGAAACUAGAAGAUGUCAAGCAGUAGACACACACAUUGGUGUUAUCGAUGCAGGCGUAGAGUCCGGCCUCGGGGGCGGGACAUGGUCUGCCCCAACUGUGAUGCAGGUUUUGUGUCGGAGCUCGAUGAGAUAGAGGCACUUAUGAGCCAGUUCAUUGGCAUGGACCCUGAUAUGGAUCAUGACCCGCGUCACAGUAUCAUGGAGGCCAUCUCUGCCAUGAUGAGUCGAGGGAUGGUGGGAAGGAACCGUGAGUUUGAUGUCCAGGGCAGACCCAAUAUGUUCUCAGAUUUUGGGAUGGAAUUUGGCUCUAGUCCUUGGUUGGUCUUCAGGGGCCAGCUUCCUGUUCAUAUGUCUGACAACGAUGGGUUUGAGGUCUUCUUCAAUGGACGCCGUGGUGUUGGCGUGCGACGAGCCAACAUGGCAGACUAUUUUGUUGGCCCGGGGUUAGAAGAUCUAAUUGAACAGUUGACACAAAAUGAUAGACACGGACCACCACCUGCAUCACAGUCAGCAAUUGAUGCUAUGCCAACCUUGAAGAUCAACCAGAGGCAUCUGCAUGGAGACUCGCAUUGCCCUGUUUGCAAAGAGAAAUUUGAGCUAGGGAUUGAGGCACGGGAGAUGCCAUGUAAACAUAUAUAUCACUCAGACUGCAUCAUUCCCUGGUUGGAGCAGCAUAAUUCCUGUCCAGUUUGCCGCCAUGAGCUGCCACCACAGAGCUCUGGUCAUUACACACGUUCAAGAUCAAGCAAUCAAAGUUCAAGUAGCAAUGGAAAUAACACUGGACGCCGAUGCAGGAGGAAUCUGUUAUCCUUUCUGUGGCCUUUUCGCUCUUCAAACUCAAAUUCUAGAUCUCGUUAGAAUGAUUACGUGGGUUUAAUUCUGCUGCUGUCCAUGAAUGUACUAACCAGAUGAGUUAUUCUGGAUUAUCUUUUGAUUUGUGUAGUUUUAUCUAUCACCUUGUUUGGUUCUCUAGGGUAUCCCACUUGUUAGAUGAUAGUUUAUUUCUGUUGUCUGUGAAACGCAUGCUGGCUUGGAAAUGUUUACGGAUCUCCGCAUUUACUGAUCCAUAGCCAAGGGUGAUCAGCAAUCAAAGGCCUAUGUCAAUAUAUAUUUUUUUUGUUACAAUGCAAAUUGUCUGAUCUAUUUUCUGCUGCA